Molecule: messenger RNA, 6438 nt
Organism: Diachasmimorpha longicaudata
Lineage: Eukaryota; Metazoa; Arthropoda; Insecta; Hymenoptera; Braconidae
Exons: 40
Coding region: 145-6231 (2028 amino acids)
Molecular function (GO): serine-type endopeptidase inhibitor activity
Source: RefSeq, a predicted model, not a curated record
GGAAAAACCAAACUAGGGAAUCGAAAGUAAACAACUUGAUCGGAAAGCUAGAUCUGGUAUAUAAAGUUGGGGAUUCAAGAUAUAAAGAGCCAGUGGUCUCUUGUCUCGGUUCAGUAAUUGUUCAAUUAUUAUAAUUCUCCCAACAUGAGAGCUGUCGUGGUAUUUGGAAUCGCCUUCUUGGCUACAUCGUGGGGAAUGUCAGUCCCAGAAAAUUCGCAAGCCCUGAAUACCAUCUCCAGAGGAUUCAGUCUAUUCGCUAAGGAAUUUCACACGAAAACCGUCAAAAACGUGAACGGUAAUUUGAUUAUGUCACCAAUUGGCAUCAGCAUGGUGACUUCAAUGGCGUUAUUCGGUGCAGAUGGUAAUACAAAAACCCAAAUAAAAAAAGCCUUGAAUUUACCCGAAGAUGAUUCCGUGGUGAAGGCAGGAAUAAAAUCAAUGAUGGAUCAGCACGAGACCGUGAAAAGCGUUCAAUUGAAAAUGGCCAACAGAAUUUUUACAACCACUGGCUUUGAAAUAAAACCAGAAUUCAAAGAAGUAACGGAAAAGACCUUUAACUCUGUGGUUCAAAAUUUGGAUUUUAAAAAACCGGAGGCAGUCGAAACGAUCAAUGCCUGGGCUGCAGAAAAGACAAACAACAAAAUUCAAAAUUUAAUAAAAUCAGAGGACAUCACAGACGCUUUGAUGGUACUUGCCAAUGCUGUGUACUUCAAGGGUAACUGGGCAGAGCCUUUCAACAAGAUGUGGACGAUGCAGAAAACAUUUCACAUCGAUGACAAAACGACUAAGUAUGUUCCAAUGAUGAAGAAGAUGGAUUAUUUGUUUUAUGGAGAAUUGCCUACUGUCAAAGCAAAAUUCGUGGAAUUACCCUAUGCGAAAACGAACGACGAGGACAGCUAUGCCAGCAUGUUCCUGAUUGUACCGAACGAAAUUAACGGUCUGAAGGAUGUGGAGGAGGGCCUAAAACCUCUGGGUUUGAAUGCCAUUCGUCAGAAGGGCAGCAUGCAGAACGUGAUACUUGAAAUACCAAAAUUUAAAAUGGAGAGCACCAUAGAUUUACAGGCUGUGAUGCAAGAGAUGGGAAUGACAGAUAUGUUCGAUGAUAGAGCGAAUUUCACUGGUAUCACUGAUUCCCCACCCCUAAAAAUUUCCAAAGCAAUGCAAAAAGCAAUGAUUGAAGUGAAUGAAGAGGGUACUGAGGCGGCAGCUGUUAGCAUAAUGAUACCAGUGCCAAUGUCAGCGCAGAUACCCGAACCUGAAUCAGUGACUCUGAUUGUUGACAGGCCUUUCUACUUUGGUAUUGCCCUGUUGAACAACCGCUCAGAAGAUGGCCAGGGGAAAACUAUUCUCUUCAGCGGUCGUGUUGUCGACCCCACGCAAAAUUACACCAGAUGUGUCUUACUCGCACCUAAGGGGAAAUAUUCGGGGGAAUACCCAGGUUUAUCACCGGGGACAAUAGAAAUUUAUCAGAUAAUUCCUCCCGAAGUGGUAAAAUCUCAUAAAAAAAAAUCCUGUGUUGUGUGUGCCACAAUUGUUAUGAAGUUAAAUGUCACUGAAGUUAAUGAUAAUCAUGAUUCCCACCUGAUGAACUUUAUCCUAUAUUGGUAUGAGAAACCCUGUAGACAGAGGAGAAUAAUAUUUCUUUUGACUGCUUAUCUCGGAAAAAAAAAAUUUCUCAGGGUCUGGGUGGGGAUUCCCAUGUCGAUUCAUACGAUAAAUACUCAGCGCUUGGAACACAGAAUAUUAAGUUAUUCUACUCUCAUCGCUCUUGGAGCUGUCUUUAUGACAUCAAAUUUCCAAGACACAGCAUCAGCAGCUGUGGAUACAAAAGACGCGAAUCUCCGAGCAGUAUCGACAUCGCUCAAUCUAUUUGCUGUUGAUUUUUUUAAAGCCAUAUCAAAAGAGAAGAGAUCAGAGAAUCUAAUCUGCUCACCAGUGAGUGUUUCAAUGGUAUUGUCAAUGGCAGCAUUUGGUGCUGGUGGUGCUACAGCAACAGAAAUGCGUGCAGGACUUCGUCUACCAGCGGACGACGCUGUAACGAAAAGUGGUUUUGAAACGCUAAUCGAUACCCUCAAUAAUGUCAAGAAAGUCAAGCUCCAAGUGGCCAACAAGAUCUACACUGCAAGUGGCUUUGAAAUAAAACCAGCCUUCCAGGAGGUGACAAAAAAUUCCUUCAAAUCCGCAGCAGAAAGUCUUGAUUUUGGAAAUACUGCUGCUGCCAGUGCAACAAUCAACAGCUGGUGUUCAGCCCAAACCAACGGCCUCAUCAAAGAAGUAGUCAAACCAGAUGACCUAGAUGGCGCUGCUCUCGUCCUCGUAAACGCUGUCUACUUCAAAGGACAAUGGAAGAACAAAUUUAAGGAGUCCCUCACACGCCCUAAACCAUUCUACAUAGACUCGAAAACAACAAAGGAUGUGCCCAUGAUGAACACACGUCACAGUUACAAUUAUGGAAUUCUACCAGCACUAGAUGCCCAGUUCGUAGAGCUACCUUAUGAACACGACGAUGAAAAGGAUGCUAUCAGCAUGUUCAUCAUCCUCCCCAACAGUGCUGAAGGAUUGGCAAAGGCUGAGGACAAUUUAAAUACUGUCAACUUCCAAGAUCUCCAUAACACCGGUCGCACCACUGACAUGUACCUCUACCUUCCCAAGUUUAAGACCGAGAGUUCAUUGAACUUGCAGGAAACGCUUCAAGAUAUGGGCUUGCGACGCAUGUUCUCGGACGCAGCGGACUUCACAAAAAUCACAAACAGUCCACCACUGAAAAUAAGCAAAGUCCUCCAGAAAGCUGUGAUAGAAGUCAACGAAGAGGGAAGUGAGGCAGCAGCUGUGACAGUAGGAAUAGCAGUUCCAUAUUCACUACCAGCACCACCGCUUCAGCCAAUAACAGUCGAUGUUAACAAACCUUUUGUCUAUGCGAUUGUUCAUGGAUCUACAAAUACUGUGCUCUUCCAAGGACACAUCACACUUCCCAACAAUUUGGUGUCUAAUUGUUCAAUGUUUGUAAUUAAACUGAAGUACAAUGAUAUUGGUAAAUGCACAUCAUUUGCAUUCAUUGUCAUAGCAGUCGUGGAUUCUGUAAACGAUGAAUCGAAUGAACCGAUCACAGUGGAAGUCAACAGACCCUUUGUCUAUGCAAUUGUCCACCAAUUGACCAGUACAAUCCUCUUCCAAGGACACAUCACACUCCCCGAAAAUUCGGUAAUAUUUGCAGAAUCUGCCCUCAUGCAACCCAUGGAACCAAAGUCGCUGAUCAUUAACAGGCCCUUUAUCUAUGCUAUUGUUCAUACUGAUGACAUAAAUAAGACCCUAACGCCUCUCGGUAUAGUAGCCGUGACUAGUGCACUUGGGCCACCGAUCCAGCCAUUGACAGUGGAAGUUAACAAGCCCUUUAUCUACGCCAUAGUUCAUGUCGGUAUCGUAGGCCUUGCGGCCUCCAUAGGGGAGAUUCCGAUUAUCCCAAUAACAGUGGAAGUUAAUAAGCCCUUCAUCUAUGCGAUAGUUCACAGAUCAACCGAUACUAUUCUCUUCCAAGGACAUGGAUUAUCUGCUGUAGUAAAAACUAGGCAUCGAAUCUUCUCCCAUCAAUAUCAAGUUAUUGACGUUUUACGAAAUUCAGAAAAUGUCAAACUGUCAAAAUCGACAUGUGCAUUUGACACAAUCGCAAAUAAUCGAAACAAGCAUUGUCGCGAUAUCGAUCCACUCCUGACGUCGUCGGCUUCGCCCAUCCGCAGCUUUAAGUCGAAAUUGCGCCGCAUUACACGUCGCGCCUUGCAGAUGAAAACACCCGACAUGUCAGACGAGAACGAAAACAUCGCAUUGCGAUCCAUUGCCACCAGCGUAAAUAGAUUUUCAACGAAUUUUUACAAGUCACUGACAGAGGGAGAAAGUGGAAAUGUUGUCUGUUCACCGGUUAGUGUUUCAAUGACCUUGUCCAUGGCUGUAUUCGGUGCCCAUGGUAACACCCAAAAUGAGUUGCAGUCUGUCCUCCAGCUGUCAGCUGACAGCUCAGCUGUCAGCAAAAAUAUCAGACUCCUGUUGGAUCGACUAACUAAUUUCGAAAAUGUCAAGUUGCACCUGGCAAACAAGAUAUUCACAGCAAGUGGCUUUGAAUUAAAAUCAGAAUUCAAAACCAUAACUGAGUCAUCAUUCAGAUCAGAUGUGCAGCCGGUUGAUUUUACCAAAUUAGACGAGAGCAGUAGAAUCAUCAAUAUGUGGUGUGAGAAAGAGACUGAAGGGCGCAUCAAGGACGUUGUUCAACCGAACGAUGUGCAGGACGCUUCCUUGAUUCUAGUCAACGCAAUUCACUUCAAAGGAAAAUGGAAUGAUCCAUUCCAAACUGAGGAUACCACACCCCAAUCAUUUUCCAUCAGUGAUACUGUUUCGAAGCAAGUUCCAAUGAUGUACACAAACACGAAUUUUAAUUACGGAGAUAUUCCUGAUCUUGACGCUCAGUACAUUGAACUUCCAUACGAGAGCAAGGACGAGAGCGACGCCACUAGCAUGUACAUAAUUCUUCCUGCAGAAGUCAGUGGACUGAAAAAAGUGGUGGAAAACCUGGAGAAAGUCGAUUUUUCCCAGCUUAAUGGACCUAGACAUAGAGUCAUGUUGAGUCUUCCAAAGUUCAAGCUUGAGAGCAAGCUGGAGGUCGCUGAGGUCCUUCAAAAGAUGGGAGUGAAAAUAGCAUUCACUGAUGCAGCUGACUUUACUGGAAUAACCGAUGCUCCACCGUUAAAAGUCAGUAAAGUCAUUCAGAAAGCAUUCAUUGAAGUGAAUGAAGAGGGUACAGAGGCUGGUGCUGUCUCAUAUAUGAAACUGACUCCAAUGUGUCUUCCACCGAGCAUUGUGGUAGACAGACCCUUUUUGUGUGCACUAGUUGCGAAAAACACGGGGAUACCCAUCUUCCUCGCUACCCUAGAUCAGACACCAAUAAUAGCAGUGCUUUGGAGGGAUAAAGUUUCUUAUCUCAGAAAUUGCACUCAUGCGUUGGAGUCACAACGGAGUCUUUCCAAUUGCUCAUCGAUCGUGGUUGUCCUUCUCCAGUUAAAUUCAACUGGAGCAUUCGCCAUGUCAACAUCGGAUAUUCCAGACGCUUUGCGAACUGUCACCACCGGUGCCAGAAAAUUUUCCUCCGAAUUUUACAAGGUAGUGGCAGAUAAUGACAAAAAAAACCUCAUCUGUUCACCUCUGAGUGUCUCCAUGGUAUUGUCAAUGUUGACUUAUGGAGCUCGAGAGAAGACAGAACGAGAAUUGAAAACAGUCCUGAAUUUUUCUGAUAACGAGACUAUAAAUAAAAGUGGAUAUCAAUUACUGAUUGACGCACUGAACUCAAUAAAAUCAGUUCAACUUAAACUUGCGAAUCGAAUAUUUGUGGACAAUAGUUUGAAGAUCAAUCAAGAAUUUCAAGAACUAACGGAGACUUAUUUUCGAUCAGCGUCUCAAAAUGUUGAUUUUAAAAACACUGUUGAAGCCAGCAAUACCAUCAAUAAUUGGUGUCAAGAAAAAACUAACGGUCGCAUCACAAACGUAGUUGAACCAGCGGGACUGAAUGGAGUCCAGCUUGUCCUGGUAAACGCUGUUUACUUCAAGGGCAAUUGGAAGAUGAAAUUCAGCCCUGCAUUGACAAAGCCAAGGCCCUUUCACAUUGAUGAAAACACAACCAAGGAAGUGCCGAUGAUGCAAAUAGAAAAACGUUAUCGAUUUUGUGAACUGUCAGAACUCAAUGCAACAUGUAUCGAACUUCCCUAUGAGCGUAACGAUGAAACAGAUGCCCUGAGCAUGAUAAUCAUUCUUCCACGUGAAAUCACUGGUCUGAAAGCGAUUGAAGAUCAACUAAACAACAUUAAUUUCUUAGAGCUACUCAAGGACAAAUUAUCCCUUCGCAAUAUAAACUUGCAACUACCAAAAUUCAAAAUUGAAAGUAACCUCAACUUGAAUCCUAUUCUUCAAAAAAUGGGAAUGUCAAACAUGUUUGACGCCAGUGCAAACUUCCAAGGUAUGACUGACACCCCCAUAUCAGUUAGUCACGUAAUUCAAAAGGCAUUUAUAGAAGUCAACGAGGAAGGGACUGAGGCUGCAGCGGUUUCAGCUGUUAUGAUGGUUCGAUGUGCAAUGCCUGUUCCAGCAAUGCCUGUUAUCAUUAACAGACCAUUUUUCUGUACAAUUGUUGCUACACACACCGCCACACCGUUAUUCUCCGCACGCGUAGUUGAUCCGACUGUCCAAAUUUAGCACUCAAACGAUCCAAGAAAAUUAAUAAUAAAAAAAGUUCCAAGAACAUGAACACCACGUGCUAAAAUCUCAGCGCUAUGAAAUUUAAUUUGAGGAACUUCCAUUUGUUGAAUAUUGUAGUGCCGAACAAAAUAUGCUUUUAGAAUAUUUUUUCAAUCAAUUUUUUGUGACAUAUGACUGAGUAAAUAAAUAUAUUCAUCUCAGAAA